AAAGUAACCUUCAAAGUAAACAAAUAUUAUUGUUUACCUGUUUAGUCAAAAAUAUAUAAAUAUAAUUAGUUAUAAUAAUAUAUAUCAAUUUGAAUAACAAUAAUUACGGUUGUUAGUAUAAAUAUGUGUAACUUUUAAGUGAAUGACAAAUAAUUAGUGUAGAUAUGAAUAUCUAUUUGAAAUUAAUAAUUAGUGGAUUUAAUUAGACGAAGUAGAUUUUAUUUUUAAAAAAAUAUAAAAUGGCUGGAGUUGUUCCAAUGACGGGGAAACCAUUUAGGAAACAAUGGUUCUUACGUGACGGACCACGAGGGUCACUACGAGGACUGCGUUCCCAGUUGGCCGAAGACGGCUGCGCUGAGUCCCAAGUAGUCUUGGCAAAGAAGCUGCUGGAAGAGCACUGUGACCUAGAUGUCGAUACGGAAGAGAACGCGAAGCUGGCAGUCUACUGGCUGACCAAAGCCUCAGAGCAGGGAAACCUGGAGGCGACGAAACUUCUGCACCAGUGUUUCACCAGCGGGCAUGGAAUAACUGAGCACAAUUACCAUGACGCCAAGCGAUGCCUGGACAUGUCUCAGCAAGAGAAGCUAGCUAGACACGCAGCCCGCGCUCUCUUCACGACCCUCGCCAACGGGGAAGACUACAUAACCUCCGAGCAACUCCUUCGGCAGCUAACGACAAUCCAGUCCCACUUAGAGACGCGUUCCCUCGAGUACCCGGACUCGGAACUAGAGAAAAUAACCGAGUCAGUCUUAGUCUCUGCAGCCUCAAGUUACUCCCGUGGUCUCUUGCCCUCCCUGGCCCUCAACAGUCAGCUGGCUCUUAAUUCCUCCCAGAUCUGCGACUCUCCACUUCUUCAGCGAGUAUUCACCCACCCCUGGAGCUCAACCAAGUGCUUCUACCACUGGCUGCUGUCAUACUUGACCCAGAAAUGCUCCCUAUCAGCCCUGACAUCUAGAACGUUUACCCUCCUCCUGGUCCUGACUUACUGCCUCUUCGGAACCGAGUCCCUAGUCCUUUUCAUCCCCAUGGCCACUUACUACCUCUCCUUCAUCAUAAUGGUGAUCGCAACCUUCCAGAUGCUUCACACCACCACCCAAUUAUCGACUUUCAGGACCUGGUCCAACCUCUUCAUCAGCUACAACGAGCGACUCAACCCCCAGGAAGCCGAGUACCAAUUCUGCCGUAACAACCUCAAGCCCUACGGUCACUUCUUCCUAGCCCUGCUCCUCAAUCUCAUGAUCUAUCCAGUCAUAGCCCACCAAUGGACACCUCAGUCAGAAUUUACAGUCAUCGCGUUCACCCUGACCUUGAUAACCCUCGUAAACUUCUCUACCCGUCAGGCUCGAUGGCCAGAUCUUUUGGUUCUCUUUAGUUUCGCGGUCCACGUGCUGGCAAAGUAUCCCUACGAAAUGGACAUCGUGGUAGCCCAGACCUGGCGGUUCCUUGACAUCCGUGUCCCCACGUUCGCUUCGUACGUCGUAGGAAACUCGAUCGAAUUCUGCCUCAACUUCCGCGCGGUCUUCUAUCUUCUAAUUCCCGCGAUAUUUUUGAAACUCGCGGCCCGCGAUGGCUGGAAGGGGACCUACCAAUUACUGAUUCCGCACUGCGUUACCUUGAGCUGGUGGCAAAUCGCGAUACUGAGUAGCCAAGGGGCGACUUGGUACGGGCUGAUUCGCGCAGCAUUGGCCCUAGUGGGAAUGGUCUUUUUCCUGCCAAUUGUAGGAAUCGCUUCCGUUCUCUUGCCAGUCAUAGCCCUCACGAAAUACCUUGCGGAUAACGAUAUGCGAAUGCGCGUCGUAACGGCUCUUCUAGGCGGCGCUCCGUUCUUCGUUUCCUGGUACCUUAGAAGAUUCAAUUGGCUGAACAAAGUCCAGGUCAUUGCAAGCUGUCUAGCCGCGACUUUUCUCAUCUGGCAAGGCCUCGCAACCUUUUCAGGCGACCAAGUUGACGAGUAUCCGGAAGAAGGAUUGACUUGGGAAAUGUAUCAGAAUUACUGCCACCAGCCGGUUUGGGAAGAAGUCCCCAAGGUCCAGGUCCAGGUCGCCUGCGACGAGUUGACCAACUUGCCCGUCCACUGGGAGGGUUACGUUACGGACAUAAAGCUCAAAAGAGUCCACAAUAAUCUCAGGGACUUGAUUUUCCUGAUCCCUGAUGACUUGGGCCGGAAGCUCAUGUGCCUCUUUGGUGACAGGACCGGAGGCUGCGAAUCUCUAGAGGGCGCGAGGCGGAAAAAUUGCGAACUGCUCAGCAAAUUGAGGGCCAGGGACUCCUGCCAUGUCGACAAAUGGAAUCGGUUCGAGUUUGAGAUCUACGUCAAGAUGAAAAAUGGACUCUGGGGAAGUAACGCCGAGAUCGUGUUGCUUGCGGGCCAUGAGUUUAAAAACUUCAGUUUGAAUAUUUAUCCUGGGGACAAGGUUAAGUUUAGGGGCAGGUUGGUCAAUAGGGGGGAGAGGGAAAGUUUGUUAGGAGGAAUGAGACCACAUGUUUGGUUAGAUGAAAUCCAAUGUCUACUUUGCCAUGUGAGUGAUUUGAAAUCUUGCAGGAGAGAGGGCGUAAGAGUAGGAAUUGGUGAUCUACUGGGAAUUUUUAUCACGGGAGUCAAGACUGUACUUAAUUUUGUAUUAAAUCCUUUGGUUAUUUUUAAAUAGUAAAAAAAUGACCGCGGAGUAGAAAAUGGCGGUUAAAAUUUUUUAUUUUAAACUGUAAAUUUUAAUUACAACUGUAAUUAACUUAAGAUGUUGAUUAUAAAAAUUGCCAUGUGAAAAAAAAAUUUUUUUUUUUCUGUAGAAUUGAAAAAAAUUGUAAUUGUAAUUGUAUAAAUAAUUGUAAUUAAUAACUGUACUAAUUGAUCUAGUAUUCGAUGUGCCUUU
Messenger RNA from Microplitis mediator, 2870 nucleotides. RefSeq names its product wolframin (gene wfs1). The coding region runs from base 240 to 2648 and encodes 802 amino acids. Gene Ontology annotation, biological process: endoplasmic reticulum unfolded protein response; calcium ion homeostasis. The transcript is spliced from 3 exons. Gene Ontology annotation, cellular component: endoplasmic reticulum membrane. Gene Ontology annotation, molecular function: protein binding. NCBI's taxonomy places the organism in Eukaryota, Metazoa, Arthropoda, Insecta, Hymenoptera, Braconidae. The record is from RefSeq and is a predicted model, not a curated record.